AUGUUACUUCGAAAACGAUUCUUCAAGAAUCUUUGCAUUCGAUAUCGAAUCAUCAUUGGUCUAUUCUUAUUCGGAUGGAUUCUUUUUUCUAUUUAUCAUUCAAGAAGAAGAUAUUCAUCACAAAUCUCUCGUGAACAUUUUCUUAAAAAUACUUUUUGUGGAAAAUUAAUCAAUGGAAAUUGGCAAAAUACAAUUGAAGAAAAUCAAAUCAACGAAAUUAAUAAAUAUUUACGAGAGAAAUUACAAAUUUGGGAGAACUUUAAUGAAAAUAUCUCUUGUAAAGAUUUUCUUCGAAAAUAUUCGUUGAAAAAGUCAUUUGUAGAUGAAAAUGAAAGAGAAAAUCCUAUGGCAUUUACAAUUCUUAUUUAUAAAAAUUUUUAUCAAUUUCAAAUUCUAAUUGAAACUUUAUAUAUUCAAACAAAUUUCUAUUGUAUUCAUAUCGAUUUAAAAGCAUCGAAACAAAUCUAUGAAUUUGCUCGAAUAUUAUCAAAUUGUCUGGAAAAUGUUUUUCUUUUAAAUCAAAGAUUUAACAUUUCAUGGGGAACAUUUUCUAUUCUACAAGUUGAAAGACUUUGUCAACAAAUUUUAAUUGAAAGAUCUUCGAAAUGGUUUUAUUAUAUGACAAUUGCAGGAAGUGAACUUCCAAUUGAAACAAAUCGAAAUCGAUUAGAAAUUCUUCAGUUGAUCAAUGAUAAAACUCGAGUUGACAUCAGUUCAAUUCCCCAAUACAAAAAUCGACAAAGAUCAAAAGUUUUUCCACCACCGAAUAAUGUGACGAUUUAUAAAGGAGAAUUUCAUACAAUUUUAACACGAAAAUUUCUUAAUGAAAUUCUUCAUGAUAAUUUUUCAAAUGAAAUCUUUUUUUAUUUAAAUGAAACAUCAGUUCCAGAUGAACAUUUUUAUUCAACAUUAAUUCAAUUGAAACAUUUAUCAUCAUUUCAAUCUCGAACAAGUCAAUUUUAUCCUUAUUAUGAACUUUUAUCUCAUCAUAAACAUUGGAAAGGACAACCUUUUACAAAAUGUCAAUCACAAAUUUAUUUCGAAGGAAUUUGUCAAUUUAAUUAUAAAGAUCUUUUCUUUAUUCAACAAAGUCACAAAUUAUUUUUAAAUAAAUUUAAUCAAGAUUUGGAUUUAAUUUCUAUUUUUUGUUGGAACAAAUGGUUAAAUGUUAAACAAAAUCAUCAUGUCACUGUUAAUAUUCAUCAUUAUUUAAAUCAAUUUCCAUUUACAACAAUUAAUUCAACAUUUAACUCAACAUUUGAUGAAGAUUUUCAAAAGAUGAUUAAAUAUUUAUAUAGAGAAUAA
This is a messenger RNA of Adineta ricciae, 1305 nucleotides long. The record is from the annotation of a GenBank genome assembly. NCBI's taxonomy places the organism in Eukaryota, Metazoa, Rotifera, Eurotatoria, Adinetida, Adinetidae.